Molecule: messenger RNA, 2477 nt
Organism: Bursaphelenchus okinawaensis
Lineage: Eukaryota; Metazoa; Nematoda; Chromadorea; Rhabditida; Aphelenchoididae
Source: the annotation of a GenBank genome assembly
AUGGCCCAAAAAGAUGAACUCCAGGAUACGCCGUACUGCCAUGGUGCGUUGCCCGACGAAGAUGCGGACAAAAUGUUGCUGAAAGAUGGCGACUUUCUCAUCCAAUUUCGACCACAACGCGACUCGAACGUACCGUCACUAGUGAUGGCAGUCAAGAAGCGGACUACGGUACAUCGGUUCAAAAUGGAGCGUGUACGCGGGUCGGCGGCUGUCAUACUAUCAGUAAGUAUGGUGGAAGCCUGAAACUUGAAAAUAUAGCCUGGGGAGAGAAAAAAAAUUGGGAGGGGUAAUUUUUUUGUUACCUAUAUGCCGACAUAAAGAACCCGCCAUACUUUGCCUGUAAUUUCCUGUGAAAAAUGGCGGGCUCUUUAUGUCGGCACCUAAUAAUAUACUGUAACAAGCCUAAAUUCCCAAUUUUUAGGGGAAACAGUUUCCGAAUGUGAAGAUCCUGACCACCAAUCUCAUCAAAAACCAAACGGACUUGAAUGGUGAUGGUGUGGUACUUCGUCGGGCAAUACCCAAAAGUAAAUGGUCUAUCACUCAUCGGGAUGUUCGUAUGCGGUGCAAGGUAACUAUUUUUGCUAAUUACUUUAUAAUUUCAUAAAAAUAUCAUAAAAUGAUAAAAAAUGUCAUAAAAUGACAAAAAAAAGUCAUACAAUGAUAAAAAAUGUCAUGAAAUGACGAAAAACGUCAUAAAAUGAUAAAAAAUGUCAUGAAAUGAUAAAAAUGGCAUUAACUGAUAAAAAUGUCAUAAAAUGGGAAAAAACUUCAACAAAUACUAAAAAUGUCAUAAAUGAUAAAAAAUGUCAUAAAAUGACAAAAAAAAGUCAUAAAAUGAUAAAAAAUGUCAUAAAAUGACAAAAAAAAGUCAUAAAAUGAUAAAAAAUGUCAUGAAAUGACAAAAAAUGUCAUGAAAAUGAUAAAAAAUGUCAUAACCACUCAAAAUGUCAUAAAUAACAUCAUAAAAUUCAGAUUGGAAGUGGUGCAUAUGGUACGGUUUACCAGGGCUACUUGACUAUCCGUGACAAGGAGAAGAACACUGCAAAAGUCAUAAAAGUGGCGACAAAGCGGCUGGAUUCGUCUGGAAAAGACGAGCAAGGACUGACAGAAAUGAUGAUCGAGGCCAGGGUGAUGCAAAUGGUACUGUUUUAUACUGUAAUUUUGAGUAUUUGUGAAAGGUUUAAAGUAUUAUAGAGUCCGGUACUAGAUUUUCGAAGGGGUAGGGCAGGGUAGUCAGAGCUCCAAAAAUUCAUGAAAUCAAACUUGUUCAAGGUACUUACUAACUUUUUUUUCAGUGUGAACACGUGAACAUUGUCAAAUUCUAUGGAUAUGUCAUCGACCGUACCCCGUACUUGUUGGUCAUGGAGUUGUGCCAAGUAAGAACUUACGCUAAAUUCAAAAAUUAUUUUUAAAAUGCUCAUUUGAACCUACGAUAACAUCGGUUUUUCUCACCUAUUCCCCCACUCAAAAACCUCCCCCCCCAAACCCGAUUUUCAUCUUUUUUUAUUUCAGGACGGAUCAGUAGAAGAUGUACUUCGCAAAAAAGGCGCUUCCAUCAUGAUCAACCGUCGAAUCGACCUGGCAACACAAGCAGCCCGUGGCCUCGAGUAUCUACAUACGAUCAAGUGCAUUCACCGUGACAUUGCUACCCGCAAUUGCCUCCUAGCCGGCCCGAACCUGAAGCUAGCCGACUUUGGAAUGUGUCGCGCGACCGAAAUCUUCAAAGUCGACCUGUCCAAGCCGCAGAACGUCAGAUGGCUAGCGCCGGAGGUGUGGAAGACGGGUGAGACCAACUUCACCACCGACGUGUAUGCCUUUGGCAUCAUGAUCUGGGAGCUGUUCGAGGAGCCGUACAAGUCACCGUACUCGGAAUGGCGUGCGAUUACGGUCAAGGAGAAGGUGAUGAAUGGGUUCCGUAUGUCUCCGAACGACAUAAUGCCCGAUCAGAUGGCUUCGGUUAUGAGGUUGGCGUGGGCUCAGGAGGCUGAUACGAGACCGCCGGCUUCUACGGUUAGGCAGAUGCUCGAGGAGGUGAACAAGGUUAGUAUGACAGAAUUUUUAAACAUUUCCAUAAAAGGUGUCAUUAAUUCUGAAUUUUUUUUUCAAAAGGUGGCAUUAUUUCCAUAAUUUUUUUAAAAAGGUGGCAGAAUUUUUGGACAUUUUUAAAAAGAGCUGACACAAUUUUAAGACAUUUUAAAAAAAGAUGACAUUAUUUCCAGACGUUUUUAAAAUGAUGACACAUUUUCUGGACAUUUUUUAAAACUAUGACGCAAUUUCUAAAUUUUUUAAAUUUAAAUUUUUAGGAAUACAAUCCGAACCUGUACAAAGGCGACGAUGAAAUCAAAGUGGCAACCUGCCGAACGGCCCGAAACCGGUCGAAUCGCUCGCUCAUGUCGGAAGUCAAAAGUGUGUCGUGUAGUGUCAGCUAUCAGCCACAAGCCCGUACGCCUGCCAGAACCCCACCCAAACAAGGCUGA